AACUCGCAUGAAAAAACAUAAUGAGUAAGGAUUCAAACCUCAAAGAUAUUAGAGAGGAAUUUGAUUUGUUUGUAUGAAAAGCAACUAUAAGUGUGAGAAGGCAAUGGAGUUCAGAUUUGGAUCAUUUUGGUAUAUGCUUUUUUCUUGCAAAGUGAUGGGUUAUUUGAUGAGAAGCUUAAGAUCAUACUUUAGGGUUUCCCACGACAACUCAUAACCAAUCAUCUUUCACGAAUUGGUCGAGAUAUCAAAGUAAGGAGUUGUCUUUGAUCUUGGGGACUAAAAUUUACAAGUUUGGAAUUAGGAUACUCUAAAAACUAGUUGAUGGUUUAUUAGGAGCAGAUAAUCAAUCCACUUAGCAGAUAUAGUUAUAUGCCUUCAUUUUUACUAAUUAAAUUUAAUUUCUUAAGAAUAUUAAUCUAUCUUUAUAUUUUGAAAAAAUAGCUUGAUUCAAAUUAUCACUGACUUUUGUCAAAAUAACCGUACUUUGUCAUUGUCAGUGUUCUUGAACAAUUUGUGAGGAAGAUUCUGAACUUCAAACAUGUUAACUCGUGCAAAAAAGAAAGCAACACGAGUAUGGGACCAAAGUAGCCUUAAACCUCAGUUACAAGGUAUAACAGUUAGGAAUACAUUACUCCUUAGACGGUAAACAUGACAAUCCAAGGGAUGAUUUCAAUUCAUUUAUUCAUGAAUUGAUGGCAGAACAUAAUUUCUGUUUGUAAAUUCAUUGGUUGAUGCAGCUAAGGAAAAAGUACUUAAUUUUCCAUGGACGUGAAAAAUAUUAUAUAAGGAAUGGAGCAUGGUUACUUGAAGAAAGCAUUUCCCUGUUUCAUGGUAAGGCGAAUCCUAUUCGCCAUUUCUCAGCUGAUGAUCUCAACAACAUGAAAGUGGACCGACUGCCUUUUUAUAGACAGGGUUUCUACAACUUGCACCUCGGCUCUUGGGAGGGAAUGGUUGUAGUGAUCAAGAAACCUCAUGUAGCUGAUCAUGAUAUGAAAGAACAUUUUUUGCGUGAUAUAGUGGUUGCCACACAAAUGGAUACUCAUAAUAAUGCCCAAAAAAUAUUAGGAUGUUGCCUUGAGACUGAUCAUCCUGUUCUGGUUAAUGAAUGGGUCGCAUAUGGAGAUUUAAGGGAUUCUAUGCCAGCGGGAGAUGGGAACGACCAAAACGAACGAAUAUUAGAGUGGAUGGACCGGCUAAGGAUUGCAUGGGAAAUAUCUCAUGCCGUUGCCUAUCUUCACACUGCUUUUCCAAGGGUCAUCAUCCACAGGAAUUUGACACCUGCGAGUGUGUUUUUGGACCAUGACAACAGUGCGAAAUUAACUGAUUAUUGUGUUUCUGUAUCUAUUCCGGAGGGUGAAGAAUUCGUUGAAACAAUGCAUAUAGCGGGAACUUAUGGCUAUAUGGCACCUGAAUAUGCAAUGCAUAGUAUUGUAACAGAGAGUACUGACGUGUAUUCAUUUGGCAUGCUUUUUCUUAUGCUUGUGACAGGAAAAAAUCCUGUUCACUUCAUCCAGGGAGGAGGGCAACUGUAUGAACAACGUGAUGAAUUAGUUACUUGGGUACAAAAUGGCAUAAGAAACAUGCUCAACAUCAACAUUCAAGAUUAUGCAAUUACUAGAAAUGCACUAGCAACCAUUGAGGACCUCCAACUGAGAGCAUCUACAGAGCUUGCAAUCAGGUGCAUCGCUGCAGAAGGAGAGUGUAGACCAACAAUGGUGGAGGUCGCAACUCAGCUCAAGAACAUGAUUAGGCCCCCCCAGGGUGAGUGCAUAUACAGGAUUUUCCAAGGAAGCAAAGAAAAUUUUAUAGAUAAUGAAGCCAUUGUACUUGAAGAAAGCAUUUCCAUUUUUGGUCACAGAGUAAACCCUGCCCGCUACUUUUCAGUUUAUGAGCUGAACAACAUGAAUGUGGAGUACUGGCAUAAAUGUUGUAAUUUGUAUCAAGGUUCUUGGGAAGGGAGAGCUGUUUUUGUAAAGCUACCAGAAAACGUACUUAAGGUUCCCACAUUUUCUAAUGAGAUCCGAUCAAGGGUUUCGCGUGAAAUUGUAAUUGCUACAGAGAUGACUUCUCAUAAUAAUUUUCAUAAACUAUUAGGAUGUUGUCUUGAGACUAAAUUUCCAGUUCUUGUUUAUGAGUGGAUGCAAACUCUUGAAGAUCGUAUAUUACUCCAAGAUGAGAACCAAAACAAGGUACCUCUAUUAGAGUGGAAGGACAGGCUAAGGAUUGCAUGGGAAAUAUCUGAUGCUGUUUCUUUUCUUCCCUCAUUUAUUCAAUGCCAAAUCAUCGACGAGUAUUUGGAACUUGAUGGUGUUUUCUUGGACCUGGACAACACUGCCAAAUUGUCCAACUUCAACUUUUGUGUUUCCAAUCUAGAGAGUGAAGAAUAUAGAAUGGAGAAGUGCACAGAUGUGUAUUCAUUUGGUGUGCUUUUACUUGUUCUUUUGACUGGAAAAACUACUAACUCUUCGUCUGUUGGUGUUGGAGAAAGUAGCAAGUCAAUUGAUAUAAUUGACUGGGUAACCAAAGAAACCAUGAAGGACCAUACUAAGGAGAUUUUAGAUCCUGUAAUUACUAGAGGAGUGACAGAUAUUGAAUACCAUCAGAUGCGUGCAUGUCUACAGCUCGCACUCUUGUGCACAGCAAGAGAGGUUUACAUGAGACCAACAAUGCUGGAGAUUGAAUCUGAGCUUGAGAACUUGAUUACAUCUCCUGAAUCUAUCCCUACUACCAGCGAUAUUCAGGGAGAACGAGUGCACAAAAUUUUUCAAGGAAGGCAAGAUAAUUUCAUAGAGAACGAAGACAUGGUACUUGAAGAAAGCAUAUCCUUGUUUCAUGGAAGAUUGGAUCCAAUCCGCUACUUCUCAAUUGAUGAGCUCAACAGCAUGAAGUUCUGUUCAAACAAUGUGGAAAUCUGGCAGAAACAUUAUGCUUGGUACCAAGGUUCUUGGGAAGGGAGAGCUGUUUUGGCAAAGUUAUCAAACGGUGUAUUUAUGGAUCAAGUAGAGGCUAAUAAGUUCCUUCAGCACCUUUCGCGUGAAAUUUUGGUUGCUACACAGAUGGCCACUCACAAUAAUGUCCAUAAACUACUAGGGUGUUGCCUCGAGACUAAAUUUCCAGUUAUUGUUUAUGAAUGGAUGGCAGCUGAAACUCUUGAAGAUCGUAUAUUACUUAAAGAUGAGAACCAAAAGAAGCUACCUCUGUUAGAGUGGAAGGAUAGGCUAAGGAUCGCGUGGGAAAUAUCUGAUGUUGUUUCCGAUUUUCACACAGCCCAUAGGCCUAUCAUCCUUACGAACUUGGAACCUGUUAGUGUUUUCUUGGACCAAGACAACACUGCUAAAUUGUCCAACUUCAAUUUUUUCUUUCCUGCUGGUGAAGAAAAUAGAAGAGUGGCAAAGUGUAAAAAUGUGUAUUCCUUUGGCGUGCUUUUUCUGUCUCUCUUGACCGGAAAAUCAAUCGAUUGGAUUACAUUGGAAAUGGAAGGGGUAACGAAAGAAUAUAGAAAGGUCUGCAUUAGUGAGAUUGUAGAUCCUGUACUCACUAAAAAUGGAGUAGCAGCCACUGAACUGAGUGCAGCUAUAGAGCUUGCACUUAGGUGCAUAGAAGAAGAAACAUAUAGAAGGCCAACCAUGGUGGAUGUUGCAAACGAGCUCUAUAACAUGAUCGACUCCUCUGAAUCAUUCGCUACCACCAGCUCUGGUGUCUAAAAUCCAAUGUUACAGGGGCAUAUCUCUCUGCUAUGAAGCUGCCUUGAAUUUUGGUUGAUCAUUAAAGUGUAUGGUUUUAUUUCCUUUUCCUACAUUGCGUAAUGUGAAGCAAGAACUAGAAUCAAGACUAAAUACUUAUAAGAAUAAACUUCGUCAUUGUAACAAUUAACAUUGUCACAUCGCGCUAUUCAAGCUCUAUAUUUCUUUCUUGCCUGACUUUA
This is a messenger RNA of Beta vulgaris subsp. vulgaris (sugar beet), 3925 nucleotides long. RefSeq lists its product as hypothetical. The transcript has 4 exons. Bases 732 to 3704 code for a protein of 990 amino acids. Gene Ontology annotation, molecular function: protein serine/threonine kinase activity; ATP binding. The record is from RefSeq and is a predicted model, not a curated record. Lineage: Eukaryota; Viridiplantae; Streptophyta; Magnoliopsida; Caryophyllales; Amaranthaceae. Gene Ontology annotation, cellular component: plasma membrane. Gene Ontology annotation, biological process: cell surface receptor signaling pathway; protein phosphorylation.